Rhagoletis zephyria (snowberry fruit fly) is the source of this 987-nucleotide messenger RNA. The record is from RefSeq and is a predicted model, not a curated record. Lineage: Eukaryota; Metazoa; Arthropoda; Insecta; Diptera; Tephritidae.
AUGGAAGUGGUGAAGGGCAUGCAGGCCACUGAAGAAGAUGGCUGGGAGUACGUCUACGUGUGGAACUACAACGACGGCAGUAAUCAGGUGGUGCAGCCUCAGGAAGUGCCGAUGAGUCAGGUGAAGCAGUUGCAGCAGCAGCAGCAUCCAGCGCCGCCAGCUGCCCAUCCUGGUGCAAUGCAGCCACCACCACCGCCACCACCACCAGCACAGCAAUCAAUGGGCCCAAGUGCUCAUCAGAUGAGUGCUGGCGGUGGUGGUGGUGGUGGUGGUGCUGGUGGUGGAUCUAGCCACAAGUCAAUGAACAAGUCGCAGUCUCACUCGAUGCAACAGGGCUCACAAAUGCACGCCUCUAAGACGUCCAUGACUGGACAUUCGCAACAGGGCUCGCAAAUGCAGAUGCCUUCGCACGCCUCUAAGACGUCCAUGACUGGACAUUCGCAACAGGGCUCGCAAAUGCAGAUGCCUUCGCACGCCUCUAAGACGUCCAUGAGCGGGCAUUCCCAACAGGGCUCACAAAUGCAAAUGCCCUCGCACGCCUCCAAGACGUCCAUGAGCGGACACUCGCAGCAAGGCUCGCAAAUGCAGAUGCCUUCGCACGCCUCUAAGACGUCCAUGACUGGACAUUCGCAACAGGGCUCACAAAUGCAGAUGCCCUCGCACGCCUCAAAGACGUCCAUGAGCGGGCAUUCCCAACAGGGCUCACAAAUGCAGAUGCCCUCGCACGCCUCAAAGACGUCCAUGAGCGGGCAUUCCCAACAGGGCUCACAAAUGCAGAUGCCCUCGCACGCCUCCAAGACGUCCAUGAGCGGACACUCGCAGCAAGGCUCGCAAAUGCAGAUGCCCUCAAAUGCUUCCAAAAUGUCCAUCGGUGGACAGUCAAAGCAGUCAGGCCACCUGCCAUCGGCCUCUCAGUCAGGAGUGAAGGAGCAGCCUUCUCAAACUUCUCAAACUUCUCAACCUCCUCCGCCGCCCGGUUUUGAGUGA